UUUCAUCUCAUCAUCAUCAUCAUCAUCAGGCAUCAGCAGCCCCAUUCACUACCCCACGAACCAACGCAACCUUCGGCAACGUUGCGCGAGAGAGCAAACAUCGCAUGUUUGUUCUCUCUCUCUCUCUCUCUCUCUCUCUCUCUACCCCACAUUCAAACUUAAACCCCACCAUCGCCCCCACAACCCCAUAUCUCUCUCUCACUCUCUCUCUCGUCAAUCGACGUUACUGCUCUUACCCUUCAAUUCCAGCCAAAGCCAAAUAGCUGAACAUACACUCUCAAUCGUUGUUUCUUCCUCCAAUUGGAUCUAACACUUGUUGCGCCCAUUUUCAGUAUCAUAUCGUAUCAACUAUUGCUUCACAAUAAUGAUGGAGAAGGCAGAUCCUUCGCAGAAGCUUUACACGCGGAUGCGGCUAUGGGAGUUUCCAGAUCAGUAUGUUAUUGAGGCCACGGAUGGCUCUACUGGCUCCUGUUUGGCAAUCAGUCGGGUGGAUGGGUCAAUGAAUAUUAUUGAUGAUAUUCCACAAUGCAGCACUAUUCGAGUACCGAAAAUUUGGACCAUCUUUGGUGUAAUUGGGAUACUAAAGCUCUUGGCAGGGUCAUAUUUAAUAGUAAUAACGGAACGUGAAUGUGUUGGAUCUUACUUGGGGCAUCCUAUCUUUAAAGUUUCAUCCUUAAAGGUCUUUCCUUGUGAUCAUUCUCUUAAAAAUUCCCCCUUAGAACAGAAAAAGAUGGAGGCUGAAUUUUUUGGGCUUCUAGGUGUUGCAGAGAACACUCCCGGGUUGUAUUUCUCAUAUAAUGUCAAUAUAACACUGAGUGCACAACGAUUGCAUAAUUUAGGUGAUGAGUCAAAGCUGCUUCCUCUUUGGAGACAGGCAGACCCUAGGUUUUUCUGGAACAACUAUAUGUUGGAAGUGCUCAUAGAUAAUAAGCUUGAUCCAUACUUGCUUCCUGUUAUCCAAGGGACUUUUCAAAACUUUCAAGCAGCCAUUGGAAAAGACAUUAUUGAUGUUACUCUUAUCGCACGGAGAUGCACCAGGAGAACUGGCACUCGGAUGUGGAGAAGAGGAGCUGAUUCUGAUGGCUUUGUUGCUAAUUUUGUGGAAAGUGAACAAAUCAUGCAGUUCAGCGGACAUACAGCAUCAUUUGUGCAGAUUCGAGGGUCAAUACCAUUCCUCUGGGAACAAAUUGUGGAUUUGACUUAUAAGCCUAAGUUUGAGAUUGUGAAAGCUGAGGAAGCUCCACGAGUAGUUGAACGACACUUUUUGGAUUUAAGGAAAAAGUAUGGAAAUGUCUUAGCCGUUGAUCUUGUCAACAAGCAUGGAGGCGAAGGACGCUUAAGUGAAAAAUUUUCCAGUUCGAUGCAGCAUGUUGUUAGUGAUGAUGUGAGAUAUUUGCACUUCGAUUUUCAUCAUAUUUGUGGGCACAUUCAUUUUGAGCGCCUCUCUAUGCUGUAUGAUCAAAUUGAGGAUUUCCUCGUUAAAAAUAGGUACCUUCUUUUGAAUGAAAAAAGUGAGAAAGUUGAGGAGCAACUUGGAGUUGUAAGAACCAAUUGUAUUGAUUGCUUAGACCGUACAAAUGUUACCCAGAGCAUGCUUGGUCGAAAAAUGUUGGAAUUUCAACUUAGAAGGAUUGGUAUUUUUGAUGCUGAGGAAAGUAUUAGUACACAUCCAAAUUUUGAUGACAACUUCAAGAUUUUAUGGGCAAAUCAUGGGGAUGACAUAAGCAUCCAGUAUUCUGGUACUCCUGCUUUGAAAGGAGAUUUUGUCAGAUGUGGCCAGCGUACAGUCCGAGGGAUUCUUAAAGAUGGCUGUAAUGCCCUUGUACGCUAUUACCUGAAUAACUUUGUUGAUGGGAACAAACAGGAUGCAAUUGAUCUCCUACAAGGACACUACAUUGUUUCUGUUACCCGAGAUAUCGCCCCUACAUCUCAAAAAGGAAGCCUUGAGGCUGUAGCUUCCUUUCCACUGGCUUUGUCACUGGUCCUGCUUGGAUUCUUCCUCACAAUACUGUCAUUGAGUCAAGUUCGAUAUGAUCUUCGACACUUGUUCUUCUCAACCUUGUGGGCAAGCAUGAGUGUAGCAAUAGCUGCAUAUGUUAAAGCCCACGGUAGGAUUUUCUGUAAUCGGCCUCGUCUGCACAAACCACGGCGUUGAUGAUUCUAGGUUAGGGGCGGUGCUCCUUGCAAUGUGGAAUAUUUAUCAAGCUCACUUUUACUGUUGAUCAUUUUUCUUCUUUUAACAUUAUUCUUUGUAAUCCAUGUAAUUUUUUGACUUGUUCAUUGGUAAUAUUUGAAGGUUUUAUAAUGACCUAUAUUGGGAUGCUGCCUUUAUCGGGGACCGUAGUUUUUAGGCUGCAUUAAGACUGGUAAUUUUACAGGAAUGCUGUGUAAGAUGAACCUUUGUACAUGUCCAGUUACAUGCACAAAAAUCAUGUUUUAUUGUAAGAUUUACAAUUGAUUGA
This is a messenger RNA of Camellia sinensis, 2462 nucleotides long. The record is from RefSeq and is a predicted model, not a curated record. NCBI's taxonomy places the organism in Eukaryota, Viridiplantae, Streptophyta, Magnoliopsida, Ericales, Theaceae.